This is a messenger RNA of Exaiptasia diaphana, 1335 nucleotides long. RefSeq names its product HCLS1-binding protein 3. Lineage: Eukaryota; Metazoa; Cnidaria; Anthozoa; Actiniaria; Aiptasiidae. The transcript is spliced from 6 exons. The record is from RefSeq and is a predicted model, not a curated record. Gene Ontology annotation, molecular function: phosphatidylinositol binding. The coding region runs from base 72 to 1070 and encodes 332 amino acids.
UCAUCGUUGUCACAAGAUUGUUUUACUUCAAAACUCAAGGAAAAUAUAAAGAAUCUGAUGUUGUGCAGUUCAUGAUCCCACAGAAAUUUGCAGCAUUUGAAGAUCUCUAUCACAAGCUGAAUCAGAAGUUUUCUAGUGUUGUUUUCAGUCCUCUUCCAAAAAAGGUUCUUUUGACAAAUGAAUCUGUUAUCAAUGAACGUCAGCAAGUCAUGGAGUCAGUGCUACAACAGGUUGCCAAGACACCUAAGCUUGCAUGCAGCUCUAUUACAUUAGAGUUUCUUGGAGUGCACACACAAAAAGAGGGCACACCACUAGAUGAACGAGAUUCUCAUGAAGAUCAAGCUAAGCAGCAAAAGGAGAAGACUGCUGACCCUAGUAGUAAAGACGAGCCUGCUGAUAUCGACUUAUUUGGCGCAGACCAACAGGAGCAAACAGAACAAGCAGAUGACAACGAUGUCAAAGUUGAUGAAGAUGAUGAUCUUCUAUUGUUUACCAAAUCUGCCAAACCAUUGUUGCAGGAAUCAUCCAUAUUCAAAGUUGAUGACAAAGAAGAUGAUAUUAAUGAUUUGUUUAUUCCAGCUGGAGCUUUAGAAUCAAACCCCGUUAAAAUUGAGGUUGAAGAUAACUCUGAAUUACUAAAUAUUGAUGAUGAUCUUGAUAAACUACUGAACGUCAGUAAACCCAAGAAACCUCCUAAACCUUCCCAACCAAAGCCCCCUAUACCCAAGCCACGUAUGAAGCCAAAACCACAACUCAAACCAAAACCUGCACCAAAACCACGGUUCCAAGAGGCACAAGGCAGUGCUAAUGAUGAGCUGUUUGCAAUGUCAAACAAGAAGAGUGAGCCAAACACAAAUGAGGAUCUUUUUGCUCCCAGGAAAAGUUCAUUUAGAAAACAAGAGGAUGACAGUACACUAGAUGAUAUUUUCAAAAAACCUGACAAAAAGGUUUUUCCAGAUGAUGAAGAUGAUGCGUUAUUCAAGACGUCAUCGGAUAUGAAUGUAGAUGACAUUUCUAGCUACAUUCAACAGAGUUUAAAGGACAACAAUGAUAGCUUAGAUUUAUUUUAGAUGUUAAUCAAAAUCCACUUUUUCAUGCUGAGAAAUACAAAUUUUCAUUUUUCAUUGCAAACCUUUGGUUUUAUUGGAAGUGGCCUGUGUUAAUAUUAUAAUACUUAACGCUUAGAUAUUAAUGCAAUGAGGCAAAGAACUUGUAUUAGUGUAUGGUCAUCAUGGAAGAAGAAACCAAAUUCAAUGCCACAUGAAAUGGUGAACUAAAUCCAAAGAAAUUAAAACUCAACCAACGUUUUUGCAAAUAUUAUUAAUAAUAAAGAGA